This is a messenger RNA of Entrophospora sp. SA101, 1011 nucleotides long. The record is from the annotation of a GenBank genome assembly. NCBI's taxonomy places the organism in Eukaryota, Fungi, Glomeromycota, Glomeromycetes, Entrophosporales, Entrophosporaceae.
AUGAACAACAACGAUUUUACACAAUAUCAUUCCACUAAUGGUGCAGCAGUUGGUUUAAAUAUAAGGAAUAAUCAAUUUGCUGUUGGUGUUGAUAAUAAAAAAAAUAUUAUAAAUAAUUCUAGUAUACAUGAUAAGAAAUCACCAGAAUAUGUCGAAUUUACACAAAAAUGUGUACAAGCGAUACUUGAGGUUAAUUAUGAAUUGAUCCGAGCCUGUAUUGAAUAUCAAAAACAAGGAUGGGCGCGUCUUCGAUCGAAUCUAUCAUAUCUUGCCACUAUAGCCGAUGAACUUAAUGGAAAUCCUUCCGGAAAUGUGAUAAAAUCAGUAAAUCUACCAGAUUUAACACCUUUACCUAUUCCACGCGGCUUAGUCGGACAAAAACUUAAUAGUCUUAUUCAACAAGCUGUACAGAUUUUUUCUGAUCAUAAAAAAUUCCAUCCAAAUAACUCAAGUGUUAUAAUAAAUUCAAUUAAUAAUCAUAACACAAAUAUAAACAAUAACAUCAGCAAUAAUAAUAACAAAGUUAUUAAUUCAAAUAUUAUGGCAAAUACAAAUUCAUCAUCGUCGUCAUCAUCACAACAAUAUAAAUUAAGCCCAAACAAUGCUAUGGCACAACAAUUCCAACAAAAUCAAUCCGCACAGCAACAACAGAAUAUGACAGAUUAUAAUGCUGCUAUAAUGGCAGUUGCAGCAGCAACGAAUCAAGAUAGAUUUCCUACAGGAUUUAUGACUACUGCUGAUGCCGUUACAAAUACAGGGAUUGGCAAUACAGGAUAUAAUCCUACAAAUGCUUAUCAUAUGGUGAGAUAUCCAAGUACAAAUAGUGAUGGUAUUAGUAGUAGCGAGGAUGGUAGUGUUGUAGGAGUAGGAGGUAGCGGCAACAAUAUGAUUGCUGGAAAUCUUUUAGUAGGCAAUAGUUUAGAAAACAAUGUUAUUGGAAUAAAUGAUUUAGCAGCAGUUAAUGGAUUCGGAAAUAGUGGGAUUCCAAGCAGUACAAUAGGUAAUAUAUAA